AGCCCAGAAACAAUGCCUCUUAUGCAGCCAGAUGCCCAUUGCGAGAGGACAUGAUUACUGGCACAGCCUGCAAGGCCUAGUCGUCGGUCUGUCUGUCGGUCUGUCUGGAUCUGCAUCUGCUCUGGCAAGAACUCCAGCGGGAGACUUUGCAACAUGGCGAGCGAGGCGAGUGUGGCCAGCAGCCAGCCGGACCAGCGACAGCUGAGGCUCAUCGCCGCCUCGGCGCAGGCCAACGAGAGCCGGAUACGCGACAUUCUUGAGGAAGACCCCGGAUCCUGGACCUCUGUCACCGACCAGGACGCGCUGCGCCAGGCCCUGCAGAAGGUCGCGGCGCGUGGCAAGCUGUCCAUCGUUCAGUUCUUGCUGGCACAUGGCGCCGAUGUCAAUCCGCGCCGGGACAACGAGGUGUCGCCUUUGCUAAAGGCGGCCGAAGGUGGACAUGCCAUUGUUGUCACAGAGCUGCUGCGAAGGAGAGCUGACCCCAACUGUCGCAAUCCUCGGAGCGGGCAGACCGCGCUCUUCGCCGCUAUCCUCAAAGGCCACAACACCGUGGUAAAGGCGCUGCUGGAAGGUGGUGCCAGCGUCGACGCCCAUGACCGAGAGGGGCGGACGCCUCUGCUAUUCCUUGCGGCGGAGAAGCCCGGCAAGACCAAGUGGAACGUCGAUACUAUCAAGCUAUUACUCGACAACCGGGCAAAUCUUGAGGUCAAGGAUGGUAUUGGGCGGACACCACUGCUAUGGUCUGCAACAAAUGGAAACAUUGCUCUCAUGAGGGUCCUCCUCGAAUACAAAGCCGACCUCAACGCCACCAACAAUCGAGGACGCACGGCAUUGCACCUCGCCGCUGAGAGUAACCAAGGGGAAAGCAGAGAGGAGGCCGUGGCCUUGUUGCUGUCCUACGGCGCCGACCCCUGUGCCGUCAGUGACGGUGGAUGGACACCUCUGCAUAAUGCGGCACAGAGUGGCUAUGCUCCGAUCGUUCAGAUGCUCUUGGAUGCUGGUGCCAACGUCAAUGCGCAGCUGUCGAAUGGCAUGACACCGCUUCACUGGGCCGCCUCCAACGGCUUGGAAGAGAUGGUCAAGGUUCUCCUUGCACGUCCUGAACUUUCGUUAUCGACCAAGGAUUCAUUCGACCGCACGGCCAUGCUUUGUGCAGCCGAGAGGAACAACCCCGAGAUUGUGCAGCUUUUGUCCCCAGCCAGGAAUGCAGAUCGUUUGUCCCCCGUGGCGGCUGCUGCAUGCAAGGCUUUCGACGCCACCAUUGUUGAUUUUGGGCAGUUCGACAAGAAACAGCUCGUCCAGAAGUGUACAGUCCAUGAGCUUCUGUACGGUUGGGACCACGAGAAUGAUAAACCGAAGAUACCCACCCUACAAAAGAAUAUCAAGUACAAGCCUGACUUCCGGUGGAUACAUCUUCCUGCUAAUAACGUCUCGUGGGUUGAGACUCUACUGGCCAAGUCCUUCAUCGAGGCAGGACAUCGAGACAUUGAAGCAUUCAAGGCUCUUGAACGGUGCUUUGAUCAAGAGCACCAUGGUCGCUACUCACAUGCUCAUUUCAUGCGCACAUUCUGUCAAAGAAUUGCAGCACGCAACUCCGAUCCAAUGGAGGUCAAACGAGAAGACAAACCGCUCAUCUCAGUUACAGAAGAGCCCCAAGAACCCAAUCUCAAACCAGAAAUGAGCGGGCCGCCAUUGACGCCGCGGAAGCUCAGUGACAGCUUUGAGAGCGAGACGCCAAGAAGUGAAGGCAAGAAGAAAUCAAGAUCCGAGCAAUUAGCUGAGCGGCAUCCAAAGAAAACAAAACGUGGGAAAGGUCCGCCGGGCAACCCCCCUCGACGCCAGGAUAGCAAUUUCAGCAACGCAAGCAACAAGACCUCAGCGCCGCUUGCAUGGGAGACGAGCCGCUUCGCCGCGUCGAACGGGAAAAUUGUGCUGUUUAUGCCAUUCCUGCACUACGAAACGGACGAACGCAGGCAGAGGAUGAGCGAUUCCAUCAGAGAAGCAGCUGAGAGGCAGGGCUUACCUGCGAAUCCUUCUAGAGACACCCUUCUUGUGCAUGCAUAUUUGAACAACACCCGUCGUCUGCAUCCAAGGAGAACACUUGAUCAAUACUUCUACCACGGAAUUGAUACCACGAUCCGAGAUACUGACCAAGUCGUCUAUCGCUAUUGCAAACACAACCACAUCGAGCAGAAAGUCUUCAUGGUGGAUCAGUUAUGGCUGUGGAUUAUCGGAAAAGACCUCAUCAUCACCUGUUUCCCACAAAGGUGGAAUCAGCCAAAGCAAGACCCUCUGAAUGUGCUCGACGGCAUUAUAGAAGAGACGAAUGCCAAGACCAGGCCUCCGAUAGAGUCUGUGUACGACCUGGCCAUGCUCAUCACGCACCGCUGCUCGGGCAUGUUUGACCGACAUAGGCUGCAUGAUCCAGACUAUCAGUUCCUCGACAUGUUUGAACAGUCCAUUGGAGUCGUGACGGAUCUCGAAAGCCAGUUAUUCAGUCGCUUCAAUCGGGCAUCCGAGCAAUCUACGAAAUGGUUACAGGACCACCACCAGCGUCGACUGGGCAGACACAGCAAUUUUUUCCCGGACAUUGGCGUCGAAACUGCUCUACUGGUCGAAAUCAAGGAUAUCAGAGACGAACUGGGCAUUAUCGCGCAGAUAUUGGACUCGCAGCUGUCGGCGCUCGGUUAUUUCGAAUCCGUGGUUACCGAGGAAGUCCGGAGUGAAGGCCCUCGCAAAGUGACGGAUGCCACAGUAAUCGACAUCAAGAAGCACAGUCGAGAGCAAUGCCGCGGCGUCGAAGACCGUCUCAAAGAUAUCGAUCGUAUGGAUCAGCAGGCGGAGAGGCUAUAUGUGAGUCUGCGCGAUCUUUUGGACCUGAAGCAGAAGCACUCGAAUGUGCUUGAGGCCCGAUUUGCCGGGGAUCAGGCUGUCAUUGCUGCGAGGCAAGGCCAGACCAUCAUGGUCUUCACCAUUGUAACCAUUAUUUUUCUUCCGAUGUCGUUCAUCGCCGCCUUUUUCGCCAUCAACCUGGAGGACUGGGAGGCCACCCCACUAUCAGCAGGGUACGUCUCGAAGUACAUGUUCGGCAUUGGACUGGGGAUAUCAAUCCCGCUCAUCGUCAUGGCUGUCACGUUCAACGAGAUUUUCGAUGCGGCAAGACGUCUCUGGCGCGAACUGAAAGGGCUCUUUGGCGGUGGGAGACUGCGGCGAAACUCCUCCCUCACGGCGGAGCUGGCGCCUGGCACGGAUCUGCGUCAGAUCCUGAGCCGUCUGUCGACCAGCCAUGACGAUGAUGGUCCCGACGAGAAAGCAAUCUUGAGUAGCAGGGUCGACGCUCUGCAUCCGCCGCGCCCCGGACGACCGUCUCUCCAGCUGAGCGAGCCACGACAGAGUCGAGACUCGAGACGCCGCAUCGACCUAACGUCGAUCAGCACGCGGGUUCAACACAGCCGCGACCAAAGCAACGACUACUCUGUCCACUAUUCCGCCGGCAUUGGCGGUGGCGGGGUUGCUGGGGCCAUGAGCGAGGCCGCUCGACGACGCCGGUCCUCGGCUGCGGCUGGUGCUCGGCCGAGGGGGGACAGCAUCAUCGGCGGCGGCGGGGUGAAUAGUCACAAUCACAAUCACAACCACAACCAGGCCGUCUCUUGGGCGGCAAGACCGAGCAUGGAACGCCACCAAGACCACGCCAGGCAUCACUCGCCACCAAAUCCAUAUCAGCCGCGGCGCCAUAAUCUGCGUGAGCCGGACCUUGAGCGCGGCCCGUAUUCAGAGAAGCCGUGAUUAUUAGUCGCGUCCAGCACCACGACACGACACGUGUGUACUACUUAUCAUGAGGUAGCGAAUAAUAUCCUUUCAAUUGC
Messenger RNA from Microdochium trichocladiopsis, 3866 nucleotides. RefSeq lists its product as uncharacterized. NCBI's taxonomy places the organism in Eukaryota, Fungi, Ascomycota, Sordariomycetes, Xylariales, Microdochiaceae. Gene Ontology annotation, cellular component: membrane. The record is from RefSeq and is a predicted model, not a curated record. Gene Ontology annotation, biological process: transmembrane transport; metal ion transport. Gene Ontology annotation, molecular function: metal ion transmembrane transporter activity; protein binding. Bases 154 to 3786 code for a protein of 1210 amino acids. The transcript is spliced from 5 exons.